Messenger RNA from Kogia breviceps (pygmy sperm whale), 1325 nucleotides. The record is from RefSeq and is a predicted model, not a curated record. NCBI's taxonomy places the organism in Eukaryota, Metazoa, Chordata, Mammalia, Artiodactyla, Physeteridae.
GGGCGCUCCGAGGCUAGAGGGAAGGAGAAGGGAUCAGGAGCGGGAGCUGAGGUUCUUCACUGCAAGCUACCAAACAAUGGGAAAGGCCCUCAAAGGCUCUCUGGUGCUUUCAGAACUGACUGCAGUUGGAGGAACAGGGGACACACUGCAGAAAAGAAAUUGGAUGAACCUUCGGGAUGCGGAGACAGGGAAGAUACUCUGGCAAGGAACAGAAGACCUGUCAGUCCCUGGAGUGGAGCAUGAAGCCCGUGUUCCCAAGAAAAUCCUCAAGUGCAAGGCAGUGUCUCGAGAAUUGAACUUCUCUUCAGCAGAGCAAAUGGAAAAAUUCCGCCUGGAGCAAAAAGUUUACUUCAAAGGGCAAUGCCUAGAAGAAUGGUUCUUCGAGUUCGGCUUUGUAAUCCCUAACUCCACGAACACCUGGCAGUCCCUGAUAGAGGCGGCGCCCGAGUCCCAGAUGAUGCCAGCCAGCGUGCUAACCAUGGCAUUGCUUUCAUCUCUCCUUUUUUUGGAAUGUGAACCUGGCUCCAUGAUGGGAAGAAAGACAUUUAACAGAGCAGACCGUAGGAUCACAGCUAUAUUUUACUCCAGAGAUCGACUGAUAGAUCUUGUGGUUCCUGAGUGCUUCAGUUGCUGCUUUCGAAGAAGGUGCAACAUACCUGAACAAGACCCAUGACCUUGACAUUUGUCUUUUAGAUGUGAUAUUUCGUGGUUCUCUUCCACAACAUACAUGCACCCUCUGCUUGUUUGUACUGUUUUUAACUUUUUCCCUUCUUUUAUAAUGUGCAUUUGUUCAAGAGGUUUCCAGAAAGGUUAGAAGUUCUAAGUUGGUAGAGUAAGGACUCUUAUUCCUAAAUGAGAAACUAGAAGUUACAAAAUGAAGAAAAUAUCUCCCUAAACUCAACUGGAGAACAAUGGGAAGGCAUCCAGGAUGGGGUGGGAUGCUGAGAGGCCUUAAAACCGGUGGUCAGAGGAAGCCCAUGUGGCAGAGAAGUAGUUAUAUCUGCAGUGCUUCCAAGUCUGACAAAAGAGAGAAAACUAAAAAGGGCUCUCUUCAGGAACUUCCCUCUGAGCUACCAGUAGCCUUCACUGUCCUUUAUAAAAUACCAAUAAUUAAAAGUUUUCUGGUUCCUCCGGUAGUAAGGUCUGAGUCCAGAGGAGGGAAACUACACUGAGAGAUGGGCUCUCCUUGGUGUAGCCCCGGCUCCUAGAUUUCCUGCUCUCCUUCCCUCUGUUACCGCAAAGGGCCUGUUUGCAUAUGUGGGUGGGGAGGAGAAGCAGUACAUUUUUAGUAUACUAUUGCCAUCUUUCAGUGAUGACUCCAUUCU